CGGAGCACUGAGCGCGGGACAGACUGGCUUCAGCCCACCACACCGCUCUUCCUCUGUCCAAGAGAAGACCCCAGACCUCUGCUGUGAGGCGCUCACACUCACCCCCCCCAACCAAUAAUGUGAGAAUCAGACGGAAACGCUUGUCAGAUGUUCAAACUCACCGUCGCUUCAAGUGCCGUCUAUUUUCAACACUGUCACUCAGUUCGCAGUCAGGCUACAGCAGGCGAUCCAAGGCGAGGAUACCUGGUGUGAGAUGCGGCAAUGUCCCGAGGAAUAUGCCCACGCGUAAACUCUUGCGGGUCCUUUUGGAUUUUGUCAGCGGUCAUAUUCACGGCGAGUUCUCUGAUCGACGUGGACGCGUACAGCUGUCAUGAGGUGAAGACCGCUUUCCAGCUGCGGCAGGUCGGACCGCUGCACCGCGUCCCGGAGACACCUGGCACAGAUGUGGAUCUGUUGGUUUGUAAGCACCAGGGUCCAUCCUGCUGCACCCGGAAGAUGGAGGAGAGCUACACAUUCGCUGUAAGAAGAGAAACCCUCCACAACAUUCACUCCUACAGCUAUGAGCUUGAACACCUCCUCUCCGGCCACUCGGAUGCCUUCCAGGAUAUGUUCCAGUACCUUCUGUCCUUCUCUCAGGGUCACCUGAGUUCUAUGUUGGAGGGAACCUACACAUCUGUAUCCCGCCAUGCACUGCCCCAUGUUAACCAACUCUUCUCCUCGCUCUCCCUCUACCUCCGUGGGGCCAACGUCUCCGUGGAGGCUACAGUUCACCAAUUUUUUAACAACCUCUUCCCACUUGUCUACACAAAGCUUAUCAAUCCAGGCAUUGAUGGCAGCAUGAUGAUGGGAAAUGAAAUGGGUGACUGUCUUCGUAUGAUCAGGCAAGAUGUCAACCCUUUUGGACCUCAUCCAGCCGUCAUGGCCCAAGAGCUGGCUGGGGCUCUGGGAGCUGGGCGACAACUGGGCCUGGCCCUGGAGGAGGGUCUGGAGGUGAUGAACGCCACAGAACAUGUCAGCUUAAGCAAAGAGUGUGUGAAGGGCCUGGUGAAGAUGGUGUACUGCUCCCACUGCAGCGGCUAUACUCUGAUCAAGCCCUGUGUAGGGUACUGUCUGAAUAUAAUGCGAGGCUGCUUGGCCAGCGUGUCUGAGCUGGAUCAGCCUUGGAGGAGGUAUACCAGCCUGUUGGAGCAACUAACCCACGCCAUGGCUGGGCACCAUAGCCUGGAACUAGCCCUGCUGGGGGUCAGGGGGCACGUCAACGAGGCCUUACUCUACGCACAGCUCCAUGGUCCACUCAUCACAGCCACGGUGGACAAGGUGUGUGGCCUGACUACUGGGGAACCGACAAGCAUGCAACCCACCAGCUCAGAGGUCACAACCUCUACCGUGACCUCAUCUUCUCCUCAUCCAUCUGCUGCAUCCUCCGAGCCUCUACCAGAGCAGUGGCCGGGGCAGUUAGCCCACAUGAGGAGCUCGUUCCCCCUGAAACCCUCCAAGAACAAUAAACAUAGUCUGAGAACACUCUCUAGGGAGUUCUUGUUGUACCUGCAGCGCUACAAGUCUUUCUUUGCAGCUUUACCAGAAAUGCUGUGUGAAGGAGAUAAUGUAGUGGAUGACUCCCACUGCUGGAGUGGAGACAGUGUGGUGGAGAGCUAUUCUGGCAGAGUUGUGGGAAAUGGUCUGCAUGCCCAGAGACGAAACCCAGAGGUCAAAGUUCGCAGCCCAAACCCUACACUGGCUGAGGUCAAGGAGAGGUUGGAGCGCUUCAACCAGGAGACCCAGGAGAGGUUUCCAAAACUGGGCCAGAUGGAGGCCUGGGAAGAGCUCGGCAGUGGGGAAACAGAGGAGGGCAGCAGCACAGACUGUGAUGAUGAAGAUGGAUGUCAAGCUUCAGGAGACAGUCAAAGCCAGACCUCACACACAGAAGCCCCCAGCGAAGGGAAGCCCAUUGCUAGAAAGCCUGGAGGUGACAGCGCACGCGAGAACCCUUCCAGGCCCCCCUCUGUGAAGGUGAUAGGGGGCUCGCCGUCUGCCAGCUGGGCACGACCCUGGAGCCUCGCACUGCUCUUUGCUGCACUGUGCUUGCAGUGGACCCUGUUCUGAUGCCGGCACCCUCUGUGAAUCCGCAACCCUGCCCCUCUAGAAAACCCACAUACACGCACACAGGCACCCAUAUCAUAUACAUAUCACUCAUAGUAUCCCUUCUCCUGUCCUCAACCUGCAUGGAUGGAUGGAAAAAUAAAAGAUGGAAAACAAGACGGGGCGUGAAAGAGAAGAGGACGCAGUUGCAGGAGACUGUAGACUUAAGGGGGGGGUGGCUCUCGCAGGGGCACCUUGUCCUGCAGCAUCACCAAUGUGGGUGUUUGCACAAGCUAAUCCCAUGCACGCUCAUCUACAAAGAUUAUAAGCUUCCUCUUGUCUGUUCUGGAGCUAGAAGUUUGUGUAUACAGACAGCGAUACAGCCCUGCCUUUUGGUGGUUCAGAAUGGGACUGCGUCACUCUGAUUUUACUUAAAAACGCUUACACAUAUACAGACUCAUAUACAGUACAACUACUUUUCUGCUGCUGGUUUUUACUUAUCCUUUCAGGCUGAAAAAAAAAAAAAAUCAUCACAUCGACUGCACCAGCUACGCAGAGGAAUUCAGCUCAUUUGAAAACUCAACUCGUUUUCUUUUCGGGGAUUAAGGAAUGCAUGAUAGAUUGAUAGAUCAAUCCCAGGUGCCUGGCCCAGAACAGCAGAUUUGAUAUACUCUAAUGACUGUGUACCUUGGCAGGGAUUAGAAUGUAAUGAGUUCACAGGUAGAGCACGGGCACACUUGCAAGGCUGAACACAUGCGUGCAGACAAACUAGGUGUGUAUAGUAUGUAAAUGUAUAUAGGUGGAAAGAUUUGAUUGAGUGUACGAGGUUCCGAUUCAACAAAAAGCUCUUAACUGAUCGAGCUGAAUGAGGUUUUUUCUUUUCCCUUUGCAAUGAAUGGACUGUGCUCGUCUGCUCAACACCACAUAAAAACAAUGCCAAAAAUAUAGAGAUUUAAUUUCUGUAACAAAUAAUGCAGGAAUGCACAUAGUUUUCCAAUCCCCUGACAUAAAUGGACAGAUUUUGGACGUUUGAACAAAGUUGUACAUUGUUGAUUUUACUAAUGUUUAUUGUGCGUACCGUUUUGUGUGUUUGCUCGAUGAAUUGCACAUUAAUGCAUGUAUAACCUACCAAGUUAUCAAAAUUGCUAUGAAAGGAUCAGGCCCCUUCUUCCAGAAAAAAAAACAAAAAAAAAAACUCAUAUAUUUGCCUUUUCCAUUGCAUCAGGUGUUGUCUUCCUCUCUCAAAUGACAGUUUGCAACUUGAAAACAAGGAGGGAGGUCAGGCUGCAGAUCUGACACAGUCAGAUAUAAAAUACACAGACAAAUAAAACGUGUAGAAUAUUUUUUACAAAGCUGGCUGCAUCUUUUGUUUGAUCCCGUACAGUGUUUAAGCUCUUCUACAUGAAUUCAUUGCACAUUUUGCCAGAUAAGCUCUAAUGUCUCUCUAGCCACUCUUAAGCAGACCAUUCCUUGGAAUUUACACAGAAUAAAUCACUUUUUGUUUGACUUAUUAUUAUCUUCUAUCAUGUCUACCUGCCCCUCUCCCUCACUCUAAUGUAGACGAGGUACAGCGGAGUGUGUGUGACUGAGGAUGAAUGUAUGGUCAACGCUAUGCAGCUACAGUAUUAAACCUGAUCAUGCCUAAAGGUUACUCACAUACAGUAUCUAAGCUAAAAAAAAAGGUCUUUACACUUACAUGGGUCUAUGUGCAGUGAAAUACCUCUUCAUUACCUUUAUUGACUCUGCCUAUAGACACGAAACCCCCUUUGGUUAAUGGAGACGACUAAAGCUGCGCGAGGUUUCGGCACUUCAUAUCUGUCACAUUUUGUGUUCUGUAACCAUAUUUGUUUAGUUCGUAUGAUUUCCUCCAUGUGAGUUUUGUUUGCUCCCAACUGUCGAUCACUGCCCCCCACGGAUCACUUACAGCCUUUUACCAUUUGCAUGUGUAUAAAUGUACAUAUUUUAA
This is a messenger RNA of Acanthopagrus latus (yellowfin seabream), 4045 nucleotides long. RefSeq names its product glypican 5c (gene gpc5c). Gene Ontology annotation, cellular component: extracellular region; plasma membrane; cell surface. NCBI's taxonomy places the organism in Eukaryota, Metazoa, Chordata, Actinopteri, Spariformes, Sparidae. Gene Ontology annotation, biological process: cell migration; positive regulation of canonical Wnt signaling pathway; regulation of protein localization to membrane. The record is from RefSeq and is a predicted model, not a curated record. The transcript has 9 exons. The coding region runs from base 262 to 2103 and encodes 613 amino acids.